Solanum verrucosum is the source of this 717-nucleotide messenger RNA. RefSeq names its product serine/threonine-protein kinase ZRK1-like. The coding region runs from base 1 to 717 and encodes 238 amino acids. Gene Ontology annotation, biological process: protein phosphorylation; cell surface receptor signaling pathway. The record is from RefSeq and is a predicted model, not a curated record. The transcript has a single exon. Gene Ontology annotation, molecular function: ATP binding; protein serine/threonine kinase activity. Gene Ontology annotation, cellular component: plasma membrane. NCBI's taxonomy places the organism in Eukaryota, Viridiplantae, Streptophyta, Magnoliopsida, Solanales, Solanaceae.
AUGGUGUAUGAAUAUGUUGAGUCUAUAACUCUCAGUGAUCUACUUUACAAAAAGGGUGAUCAUAAGACUAGAGAAUCAUUAUCUUGGGGAAAGAGAUUACGAAUUGCCAAUGAGGUCGCCUCAGCAAUCGUUUUUCUCCAUACAGGAUUUACUACGCCCAUCAUCCACAGAGAUAUAAAGCCUCACAAAGUGAUAAUAGAUCAGAACAGCGGUGUUGCCAAAAUAGUGGACUUCUCACUGUCCAUAUCAUUACCUCCAGGGGAAUUGGAGGUACAAGAUGGUAUACUGUGCGGAACAUUUUGGUAUUUAGAUCCAGAAUGUGCCUCCCUGGGUAUUGUUACUCAAAAAACUGAUGUCUAUAGCUUUGGGGUUCUUCUCUUACAGCUAUUAACUGGAAAUAAAUCUCUUGAUAGUAUGCAAUCCAAUAUUGAAGAGGGUAAUGCUAUGGAUAGAGUGAAUUCUACAAUUUUUAAAGAUCCAAAUCUACCAACCAUGGUUGAGCUUUACAUUAAAGAGAGAGAUGUAAUAGAUAUAGCAGAUCCUACCUUAUUGGAACGGCACGGUGUUGAGAUUCGACAACAAUUGGAAGACUACUUGGAUCUUGUUAAGAGAUGCAUAUCAUCAAAGGGUGAAGAUAGACCAUACAUGAUUCAUGUUGCAAGGGAAUUACACCGAAUUGAGAACUGCUUUCGUGCCCUCACUAUUGGUCAAAUUUAA